Salvia miltiorrhiza (redroot sage) is the source of this 494-nucleotide messenger RNA. Its product is annotated as protein NEGATIVE REGULATOR OF RESISTANCE-like. NCBI's taxonomy places the organism in Eukaryota, Viridiplantae, Streptophyta, Magnoliopsida, Lamiales, Lamiaceae. Bases 81 to 416 code for a protein of 111 amino acids. The transcript has a single exon. Gene Ontology annotation, biological process: regulation of systemic acquired resistance. The record is from RefSeq and is a predicted model, not a curated record.
AAGCAAUUAAGAUCAGCCCCCAACUCCGACCUAACCCCCUCCCUCUCCCUCUCUCUCUCUCCUCUCCCUCAAUCUCAAUUAUGGACGGAGAGAAGAAGAAAAGGAAAAUGGAUGAAUCUGGUGCUCAUGAUGAAGCUGAAGAAGAGAAGAUGGAGAAGUUCUUCGCAUUGAUUAAAAGCACCAGGGAAGUGCGGGAACGCCUCGUCGGUGCUCCGGAGAACAGAGAAAGAGCCGCCGCAGAUAAGCGACAACCGCCGCCCUGGAAUCCCACAUUCGUCUUAGAAGAUUUCGUGGAGACGCCGUCGGCACCUGCGCCGGCGCCGGAGGUGGAGAAAGAAGGCACUUCCGCGGAGGGAGAGAAACCAGAGAAAAGUGAUGAAAAAGGAUUCGAUUUGGACCUCAAUCUCUCUUUGUAGUAUCGUUACAGUAUCCUUUAAUUAUUUAAUAAAAUAGUCUACUUCAAUUACACAAUAAAGAAUUUGAAUUUGAAAAUA